UGCAGAUCACCCUGCCUCCCACCAUGAAUGUGACAGACCCUGAUGGCAUCGUGUUCAGUGCAUCACACAUGAACAUGCACUGGGGUGGUGGCUUCUCUGAGCUCAGGGGCUCUGAGCACACCAUCGAUGGGGUCAGGAGUGCCCUAGAGAUUCAAAUUGUUCACUUCAACUCUAAGUACAGGACCUAUGAGGAAGCCAAGAGUCAAGCCAAUGGGUUGUCUGUGCUGGCGAUCUUAAUUGAGGUUGAUGAGUUUGCAGAAAACACCUACUACACCCCCAUCACUUCCCAGUUGAUCAACAUCCAGUAUCCAGGACAAACCACGACUCUGACAAACAUUAAAAUUCAAGACCUGUUUCCCAGAAACACGGGCCAGUAUUACACCUACAAUGGCUCACUGACCACUCCUCCCUGCACAGAGAAUGUCAAGUGGUUCCUGUUUCGAGACACAGUCAAGCUCUCUAAGGCCCAGGUAACACUUGUCAAAGCGUCCCUUUGGCUGUCUGGCUG
This is a messenger RNA of Cricetulus griseus (Chinese hamster), 508 nucleotides long. The record is from RefSeq and is a predicted model, not a curated record. NCBI's taxonomy places the organism in Eukaryota, Metazoa, Chordata, Mammalia, Rodentia, Cricetidae.